Messenger RNA from Varroa destructor (honeybee mite), 3663 nucleotides. RefSeq names its product oxoglutarate dehydrogenase Nc73EF (gene Ogdh). NCBI's taxonomy places the organism in Eukaryota, Metazoa, Arthropoda, Arachnida, Mesostigmata, Varroidae. Gene Ontology annotation, biological process: tricarboxylic acid cycle. Gene Ontology annotation, molecular function: oxoglutarate dehydrogenase (succinyl-transferring) activity; thiamine pyrophosphate binding. The record is from RefSeq and is a predicted model, not a curated record. Gene Ontology annotation, cellular component: oxoglutarate dehydrogenase complex; mitochondrion.
UGGAACCGGGCGGGCAUUCCGACCGGUCCGGCACAAGACUUGGUCGGGGUCAUACACAAGGCAAGAGACCUGCUACGAGAAGCGAGCAGUACAGGCAGGCCAAGAGCAGCGACGAUCUGGCUUAACCACGGAUAAAGAACGCUGGCUUCUGAACAACCAUAAAGUAGGACAAAAUUUCGUUUUUUAGCCAUUCUGACCCCUCAAGGUUAGUUUAAGGAUAAUAACAGACUGAAGCGAGUGCACCAUCUCUCAACACGUAGUAAAAGAGAGUACCAGUAUUCCGUGGCCAGCUAGUUAAUCAGUUGGUUAGGUGCAGGUGGCGUUAGGACAAACGUGUAAAGCCAGUAGGAAACGAAAUCGAGACCAAAAUAGAAGUGCUUCUGUAGCCAUCUGCGACUUCAACUGAAAUCUAUUGAACUAUUUAGUGGUGUGCAGUUCUUGCUUGGCACUCCGUAUACUUAGUGGCGGUAUGGAGCGGGCCCGCACCGUCAUGCGGACACUGAAUCCAGCGUUACGGGCGGCUUCUCUUGGCCGAAGUCCCCGCGCCUCCUGCGGACCAUCUACGUUAGCAGUAGGCCUGAAUCGGGACCGAUUUGGAUACCAUCUGCCACGACAGUCAAGUGGUAGUUAUCAACAGCUGGCUAGUUAUCAGACCCGUGCUGCUCAAGAACCAUUUCUAAAUGGCAGCAGUGGAGUGUACGUUGAGGAAAUGUUCCGCGCUUGGAAAUCUGAUCCAAACUCUGUGCAUAAGUCAUGGGACGUUUUCUUCCGAGCAGCUGCUGCAGGACAUGGUCCUGGCCAAGCUUAUACAACACCUCCGACACUGGUAUCGAUGGGCAUUGCCGCUGCACCUCAGCAGGUACCUGUCGGUCCCUCGUCUUCGAUCGGAGUCGUUCCAGCAGCUCCUCGCGAUAUCGAGGACCAUCUCUCUGUGCAGGCUAUCAUUCGCUCAUACCAGGUACGAGGUCACUUUGCUGCUAAUCUCGACCCACUGGGCAUCCUGCCGGUACCACCCAUAGGAUCAAACGGCCUUAAAGAACCAGAGAGCGUUCUUCGUGGUUAUAAGCUAGACGAUAAAGACAUGGACCGCAUGUUUAAGUUACCUUCUACAACGUACAUUGGCGGAAGUGAAGGGGUACUACCGCUUCGUGAAAUUUUGCGUCGGCUGGAAAAUGUCUAUUGCGGAUCUAUCGGUGUCGAGUAUAUGUUUAUUAACGAUCUGGAUCAGUGUAAUUGGAUCCGUGAGAAGUUUGAAACUCCUGGUGUGAUGAACCUGAACGCUGACAAAAAGAAACUUCUAAUGAAACGUCUGCUGCGGUCGACGAAGUUUGAAGAGUUUCUUGCUAAGAAGUGGGUGUCUGAAAAGCGUUUCGGUCUUGAAGGCUGCGAGGUACUGAUUCCGGCUAUGAAAACCGUUAUUGACCGUUCCUCGGAACUCGGAGUCGAUUCUAUCGUUAUGGGAAUGCCGCAUCGUGGCCGCCUUAAUGUUCUGGCCAAUGUAUGCCGUAAACCGCUCGAAAUUAUUUUCACACAGUUCUCAUCUCUCACACCAGCCGACGAGGGUUCCGGAGACGUCAAGUAUCACUUGGGCAUGAGUCACGAGCGACUCAAUCGUCAAUCGAACCGCAAUAUGAAAAUGUCGGUUGUAGCCAAUCCAUCACACUUGGAAGCGGUUGAUCCAGUUGUGUUGGGCAAGACUCGCGCUGAACAGUUUUAUCGAGGUGACACGCAGGGCAAAAAGGUAAUGUCCAUGGUACUCCAUGGAGACGCAGCUUUUUCGGGUCAGGGUAUCGUAUACGAGACGAUGCACAUGUCGGAACUUCCUGAUUACCGUACCCAUGGUACCAUCCAUAUUGUUGUCAACAACCAAAUCGGAUUUACGACCGACCCCCGUUCGUCCCGCUCUUCGCCGUACUGUACAGACGUUGCCCGCGUUGUGAAUGCACCCGUGUUUCAUGUUAACGCUGAUGAUCCCGAAGCUGUGAUGCAUGUGUGCAAUGUGGCUGCUGAAUGGCGUGCGAAAUUCGAAAAGGACUGUGUCAUUGAUCUUGUGUGUUAUAGACGUAAUGGCCAUAACGAAGUGGACGAACCAAUGUUUACCCAACCGCUCAUGUAUCAAAAGAUUCGCAAACAUAAGGGUACGCUCGACUUGUACACUAAGAAGCUCGUUGACGAAGGCGUCGUUACGGAAAGCGUCCUUGAGGAAGAAAAGCAUAGAUAUGAGGCCAUACUUCAGGAGGCCUAUACGAAUGCUCAAAAAGAAACACAAACGCGCAACCGUGACUGGCUAGAUUCACCUUGGAGCGGCUUUUUCGGCGAUCGUUCACCUCUUGUUUGCGAUCCAAGCGGUGUCUCCGAAGCUGUUCUCAAGCACAUUGGAUCCGUGUUUUCUUCACCUCCACCAGGCAAUUUUGCUAUUCACCCUGGCAUCAAGCGUAUUCUGAAAGCGCGUUUGGACAUGGUAGAACAACGAACGGUCGACUGGGCUUUAGGCGAAGCCCUGGCGUUUGGCUCACUUCUUAAACAAGGCAUUCACGUCCGUCUUUCUGGUCAAGAUGUGGAACGAGGAACCUUCUCACACCGUCACCACGUGCUCCACCAUCAAACACAGGACAAGACUACAUACAGGCCACUAUGCCACCUGUGGCCGGACCAAGCUCCAUACACUGUGUGCAACUCGUCUCUGUCUGAAUAUGGCAUCCUCGGCUUCGAAUUGGGCUUCUCCAUGACGAACCCGAACGCCCUUGUCAUGUGGGAGGCACAAUUUGGCGAUUUUAUGAACACAGCUCAAUGCAUUAUUGAUCAGUUCGUGUCAUCCGGCCAGGCCAAGUGGGUACGUCAAUCGGGGCUUGUCAUGAUGUUGCCCCACGGCAUGGAAGGAAUGGGACCAGAGCAUUCUUCAGCCCGUCCUGAACGUUUCCUUCAGCUCUGCUCCGAAGAACCUGAUCACUUCCCCGACGACGCUGCUAAUGCCGAGUUCUUCAUGAAGCAACUCUAUGAUUGUAACAUGAUUGUUGUAAAUUGUACAACACCGGCAAACUAUUUUCAUGUAUUGCGGCGACAAAUCAUGCUGCCUUUUCGUAAGCCACUAAUUGUCUUUACUCCGAAGAGCCUUUUACGUCAUCCCGAGGCUAAGAGCAGUUUUGACGAUAUGAUCGAAGGGACAGAAUUCAAGCGAGUUAUUCCGGACCAGGGAUUAGCUGAGAACAACACUUCGUCUGUGAAAAAGUUACUAUUUUGCACGGGUAAGGUAUACUACGAUUUGAAAAAAGCGCGUGCCGAUGCCGACAAAGUUUCUGAUGUAGCUCUAGUACGUGUAGAACAAUUGUGUCCGUUCCCUUUUGAUCUUAUCAAGGCCGAGAUCGAAAAGUACCCCAACGCUCACAUUCAGUGGGUGCAGGAAGAACAUAAGAACCAGGGAUACUGGGCCUUUGUUCAGCCGCGUAUUAACAUCUGCACGGGCUACCGACGACCUGCCUAUUAUGUAGGCCGUGGUGUUUCGCCCUCAACAGCUACUGGCAGCAAAUACAUCCAUAAAAAAGAAUUCGAAACUUUCAUGGAGGAUGCUAUGGAUUACUAGAGAUCUAUUAAAAAUAUGAACACAUCUGUGGCACAUCUAGCUCGCCUGGUCGAAUCAUAUUUAACAAGCAAUGAUGUGGAAAA